AUGCCUCGCGUUGCUCAGGUUCCCCGAUCGGGGAGUGUUAGGGCAAACACAGGCUCCGGUACAGCAUCUUCAUACAUUACGCACUCACCGAUUAAAAUCCCACUCAACGACGAUGUGUCAGAAAAAGGUCAACGUAUGAGCUCUAGGAGGGCUCUUCACGAGAGACAAUUCAACGAAAUCAAGAAAGCCGCAACCCCUCGUAAGGGCAGCGUCCGCCUCGAAGACAUGGAAAACGACCCGCAAACUCCCCGCGCUGGCCGCGCCAGCAACAUCGAAGAUGACGAAGGAUUUGUGGUUGGCGGCUCUGCAGUCACGCCUAUGAAGCGAGUCCCUCUUCUAGCCAACUUCGAGGAAUGGAUGAAGAUGGCCACCGAUAAUAAGAUCAAUGCAACCAACUCAUGGAACUUCGCCCUGAUCGACUAUUUUCACGACAUGUCACUCCUCAAGGAGGGCGACGGUGUCAAUUUUCAGAAGGCUAGCUGUACCCUAGAUGGGUGCGUCAAGAUCUAUACCAACCGAGUCGACAGUGUCGCAACCGAGACAGGCAAGCUUCUGAGUGGACUUGCCGAUAGCAACAAUGCCAAGAAGAAGGACAAGGACGGUGAAGAUGCCGACGAGAGCGACGAAGAAGAGUUAGAUGAGGAUGGAAAUGUUAAGAAGAAACCCAAAAAGAAGACCCAGCGUUCGUCAGAAGCGACGCUUGCACCUUCGUUCAAUUCACUUCAAUUGAAAAAGUUCGAGUUAGAAUUCGCUGUUGACCCUCUGUUCAAGAAAGCUUCUGCCGAUUUCGAUGAGGGUGGCGCCAAGGGACUCCUUCUGAACCACCUUAUGAUUGAUUCACAAGGACGUAUUGUAUUCGACAGCAGCGACGACACUGGUGACGCCACCACUCUUGGGAAGAAAAAGACUGAUGAAGAGGGCGAAGAAGAAGAGGACGAUGUCGAGGAAGAGGACGCAGAAGACGACCAGCUGGAAGAAGAGGAGGAAGCUGAUGAUGUUGAAAUUGACCUGGGUGCUCUUGGUGCCAAGUUCAUUCCCGACUUGUAUCGACUUGAUGAGCUCGACGUCUGCCCAUCUCUGAAAAUGUUUGACCUCGGUGACCCUUCCGGUUCCAUGGAUAUUCCUUUCUUGAAGGCGCCCGAGGACUGGAGGCAAGACCAAGACAAGGAGAAGACACCGGGGGCAUUGGGUGAUAUUUCUGGUCUUGUUAUCGAUGGCGAUGCACCGGCAGGAUUCGAUGAUGACGACCUUGGCCUCGGAACUUUUGAUGCUGUCGAAGACGUUGCUUUUGGUGAAGGUGGCGAGGCUUGGGCCCGAGAAGCCGCUCUUGAGCCACAGAUGCGAGUAUACGAUGCUGGCUUUGGCGAGGAGGGUGGUGAUGGAGACGAAAUUGAUGGCAACGGGGAGUACGUUGUUUCCAUGAGCAGCGCUCAACAAGCAGAUAAAAUGCACGAAGAUAUUCUCGGCUUUUUCGACCAGGCCUUGCAGAAGAAUUGGACAAGCGCAGAGCACUGGAGAAUCAGAAAAAUCAAGGAUGUCAACAAGCCUACAACGGAAACAAAAAAACGCAAAGAAAAAGAGCCAUUCGAAAUCGACUUCAACGCUCCUCUUGAUUCGCACACAUCAGAUCUCAUCUACACGCAGGCUACAAACAACACGGCCAUCAGCAUGCCCAAAAAGGAUUGGAAGUCAAAGUCACGCAAUCUUCUCCCCGAUGACAAGCAUUUCAACUCCAAAUCUUUGCUGAACCUUUUCCUCAAGCCAAAGGCACGAAUGAGCAAACGACGCACAGGAUUCAACUCUAGGGCAGGAGGUGGCUUCGGCAAUAUUGGUACAGAUAACCAACCUGAGGGAGAAAUGGACGAAGCGUUCUGGGCAAAGCAGAAGGCGCCGCAGAACACUGAUGAGACUGCACUGCCUGAGGGUGACUACGAUGCCAACUUCUUCCAAGACGAUGGCAUGCCCUUCCCUGGUGGCGGCGACUUGGAUGACGAUGACGACCUGGAGUUUGCUGAUGCACGGGAGCAUUUCUCCCCGGGUGUCGACGGCCAAGGCGGGCUGACAGAAGGCGGUGGUCUUACAGAUCUUCUCAAUGGCGAGACAGUCACGAAUACUGGAGCCUUCGGAACGACUUUGGUUACCCAGACCAGGCGUGUACGACCGGAGUAUGUGCAGUACGCCAGAGUGGCCAAGAAGGUAGAUGUACGAAGACUUAAGGAAGAACUGUGGAAGGGCAUGGACAAUGAUAUUCUCGGGAAACAACCCGAAGCUGCAGCAUCGCCUGACAACCUCAAACAGGAAGAUGAACCGCUUAAAUUCACAGAAGUCAUGAACAACUUGCAAACUGUGUAUCCCAAGCCGGUUAUGGAUGAUAUUUCAACAUCAUUCUGUUUCAUUUGUCUUCUUCAUCUAGCCAACGAGAAAGGCCUCGUGAUUGAAAACACGCCUGGCUUGUCGGAGCUGGAGAUCCGUAGGGAUUGGACAGCAGAGAUUACCGAGGGCGAAUAG
This is a messenger RNA of Fusarium coffeatum, 2508 nucleotides long. RefSeq lists its product as uncharacterized. Gene Ontology annotation, molecular function: chromatin binding. The coding region runs from base 1 to 2508 and encodes 835 amino acids. The transcript has 4 exons. NCBI's taxonomy places the organism in Eukaryota, Fungi, Ascomycota, Sordariomycetes, Hypocreales, Nectriaceae. Gene Ontology annotation, biological process: mitotic chromosome condensation. The record is from RefSeq and is a predicted model, not a curated record. Gene Ontology annotation, cellular component: condensin complex.